Messenger RNA from Sinocyclocheilus grahami, 976 nucleotides. RefSeq names its product protein regulator of cytokinesis 1-like. Gene Ontology annotation, molecular function: microtubule binding. The record is from RefSeq and is a predicted model, not a curated record. The coding region runs from base 100 to 876 and encodes 258 amino acids. Gene Ontology annotation, cellular component: cytoplasm; mitotic spindle midzone; spindle. Gene Ontology annotation, biological process: microtubule cytoskeleton organization; mitotic spindle midzone assembly. The transcript is spliced from 8 exons. NCBI's taxonomy places the organism in Eukaryota, Metazoa, Chordata, Actinopteri, Cypriniformes, Cyprinidae.
UUUGAAUCAGACAGAAACAGUUACGCGUACGAAGACUACAGUGAAAUAUUCCUUUCUAAAAUACAAAUAAACAGCGAAGAGCCUUGUCUUGGGACGAGGAUGAGGAAGAGUGAGUUGAUAGCUGCAGAAUCGGUGGCAUGUCUGAAUAAAGCUCUCUGCCACCUAAAGGACAUCUGGGAGGAAAUUGGCAUCCCUGAGGAUCAGCGAUUAGAAAGGACAAAUGUGGUUAAGAAUCAUGUCAAAAGUCUUCUGGACAUGAUGAUUCUUGAGAAGAAGCUGAAGGCUGAGAUUGAACAGUGGGAACAUGAACAGAACAGAGAGUUUCAGGUGAAUGGUCAGAAGUUCAUGCAGUUUGUUACUGAUCAAUGGGAGACGUACCGGCUGGAGAAAGAGCGGGAAAAACAGGAGCGGCAACUAAAGAAGAGCAAGCAGACAGAGGAGGACAUGGUCUAUGGCACUGUGAUCCGGACACCGACUAAACGAAGAUUUCUGGGCAGCACAACACCUUGUAAAGCUCGAAAGCUAAACGCUACCUCCAGUACUGGCACUUCUAACAGCACUAUCCGAUCUGUCUUUGGUGGUACUGUCUGUCAUUCUCCUAUAUCGCGUCCUCCGAUUUCAGAAAGCAAGGGUAAUGUGAAGACUCCAGGCCAUAGCAAACCUCCUCAUCAAGGUUUGCUAGAAUGCAAUAAGGAGAAUAUCUCUCAUCUAACUGGUGGUGUGGCUGGGAUGACGAAGGUACCAGCUAGUCCACAGCGUAACUUCAGCAUUAACUCUGUCGCAAGCACCUAUUCAGAAUUUCAGCGAGACCUCUCCAAGUCAUCUAAAUCAAAACACGUACUUGAAAUCCUGAACUCAACCAUCAUUCAGCUUUAACUCUACUGCAUGCAACACUUUCUGCUAUUAGGACUGGGAUCUUUAGAUGAUGGCUUAUAGGUUCUUGUUCUUUAUAGCUUUAGCUAUGCAUUUUAUAUGU